Molecule: messenger RNA, 963 nt
Organism: Colletotrichum karsti
Lineage: Eukaryota; Fungi; Ascomycota; Sordariomycetes; Glomerellales; Glomerellaceae
Exons: 1
Coding region: 1-963 (320 amino acids)
Source: RefSeq, a predicted model, not a curated record
AUGUUCGCUCGAUUCAAACUAGCCAAUCGUUUGUACAAGAACCAGGACUUUUCCGGAGGGGGCGCGGUUCUUCGACAGGGUUUCGGGUUACUCCCAUACAUCAUCUCGGAAGAUAGCCUGGCGAUAUGCCAGACCCUGCUCUUUGAUAUCCCGUACUGGAUGCCGACUUGGGAAAUCAUGGUUAUCUACCUACGAUACCUUACUCAUUUACUUCUGAUACGGAACCCCGAGCUACCCAUGUUUAAAAUGGCUUCGUCCAUGCUUCGACUGAGCGAACGUUUUCCUAACCAACUUUUCCCGGCCAUCAGGCAGAUAACCAACAUCAAGGCCGACCUCUACAGGGACAUUCGGGGGGAAAACGAUCUUAUAACACUCGCUGCAAGGCUGGAGUCUUUGGGCAUCGACGAAGAGAAUAGGCUGCAACGCUACAAUGAUGUGUUCGCCUCCUACAACAAGUUCCUUGACUUCGCCGUGUCUCGGUUUGGCGAAAGCUCGGAUGAGGCUAUCCAGGUUGAGAACGCACAGCUGCUCUCCUUGGAGUGGUCAAAGACUGGACUGAAAACCGCCAGUGGGCUUUGCGAAAGGCAUGCCAACCGCCCAAGACUUGCGAGUGGCACUCCCAGUAUUAUCGAUUGGAGUAUCGAGCGACUAGACCUCCUACAGCAGGCCAAGUCCAUCUUGUACAGGCUGUUGAUUAAGAGUGGAGAGUUGGAGAGCGGCAUCUCAUAUCUGAGAGAGUCGAUACAAGCGAGCGAGUGUCUGCAAUCACAGUGUGUGGACGACAGCUGGUGUCCCAGAACGACAUGCAAUCUGUGGCAGGAUCGCAAAGAACUUGCAGAUCAUUUGAGUAGCUUGGGCAGGACAGAAGAGGCCGAGGCGACGAGAAAGCUGAUCUCUCCCCCGGAAUAUGUGCGAUGGUUACUGCAAAGUGACGAAGACGAGAACCCCAUCAUUGCUGGUUGA